GACGACGAGGAAGGAGGGUAGACUAGGAGAGACUGAAGAGUGCGCAUCCAAAAAGUCCAACCAAAGAAGGGCCCAUCCAUGCUUGUGAUGCUGUUGGUGAUAUUAUUGCUGUGAUCAUAAGCGCAAUAGCACACUUCGCCACUUUUUCUCAAUCUCAAAAGCAUCGAACAUCUUGAACCUCUCCUCAACGAUAAGAGAAAUCCACAACCCCCACACAAUACCCAAUCAAUCCCAUUGUUCUUCCCGUCCACAUCUCCCCCAAUCAAACUCUUCCAUUUCUCACUCCUCACAUCCACAAAACCAACCACCCAUUAACACCCUCUUCUCUCAGUCAACUUCUCUGUUUACCAUUGAAAUUUGAACACCACGUCCAACAACAACAAUGGCUUCUGCCACCACACCCACCACCUUCUCUCUCCUCCAAACCACCACCGCCUCCACCUCCCGCACCCGCUCUUCUCUCACCCAUGUCUCCUUACCCUCUUCUCUCAAACCCACCACUCUCCGCCGCCUCGGCUUCUCCGCAGCCGAUCCCCUCUUCGCUCUUCAGGUAGCUUCCAAAGUUCGAUCCUUUGGCUCCGGCAAAGCGGUUAGAGGCGUUGUGUCAAUGGCGAAGAGGAGCGUUGGAGACCUAUCAGCAGCUGACUUGAAGGGGAAGAGGGUGUUUGUCAGGGCUGACUUGAAUGUGCCUUUGGAUGACAGCCAGAACAUCACUGAUGAUACUAGAAUUCGCGCUGCUAUUCCCACCAUUAAGCAUUUGAUUGAGAAAGGGGCUAAAGUCAUUCUUUCCAGUCAUUUGGGACGACCAAAAGGUGUGACCCCAAAAUUUAGCUUGGCACCUCUUGUACCUCGGCUAUCUGAACUUCUUGGGAUUCAGGUUGUGAAGGCUGAGGACUCCAUUGGUCCAGAAGUAGAAAAGUUGGUGGCUUCACUUCCUGAUGGCAGUGUUCUUCUUCUUGAAAAUGUGAGGUUUUACAAGGAGGAAGAGAAGAAUGAUCCUGAGCAUGCAAAGAAGCUUGCCUCCUUAGCAGAUCUUUAUGUCAAUGAUGCAUUCGGUACUGCCCAUAGAGCUCACGCCUCAACUGAGGGGGUCACAAAAUUCUUGAGGCCAUCUGUAGCUGGUUUCCUUUUGCAGAAGGAACUCGACUAUCUUGUUGGGGCAGUAUCAAGUCCAAAAAGACCAUUUGCAGCCAUUGUUGGUGGUUCAAAGGUCUCAUCCAAGAUUGGGGUGAUUGAGUCACUUUUAGAGAAGGUUGAUAUCUUACUUCUUGGUGGCGGAAUGAUUUUCACAUUUUACAAGGCACAGGGUCUCUCAGUCGGUUCGUCUCUGGUAGAAGAAGACAAACUAGAACUUGCUACAUCACUGAUUGCAAAGGCCAAGGCAAAAGGAGUGUCUCUUUUGUUACCCACUGAUGUCGUAAUUGCAGACAAGUUUGCUCCUGAUGCAAACAGCAAGAUUGUUCCAGCUUCAAGCAUCCCUGAUGGGUGGAUGGGAUUGGAUAUUGGUCCAGACUCUAUUAAGACAUUCAAUGAGGCACUGGAUACCACUCAAACCAUCAUCUGGAACGGACCAAUGGGAGUAUUUGAGUUUGACAAGUUUGCAGAAGGAACAGAGUCUGUUGCAAAGAAGCUUGCAGAACUUAGUGGGAAAGGAGUGACAACAAUCAUCGGAGGUGGAGAUUCUGUUGCUGCAGUGGAGAAAGUAGGAGUUGCUAAUGUGAUGAGCCACAUAUCGACUGGUGGUGGUGCUAAUUCUAUUUUUUGUGAAAAGAAGCCCAAGACUAAGAUUGUGUGCACGUUGGGACCAUCAUCGCGGUCUGUGGAGAUGUUGGAGAAGCUUCUGAGGGCCGGCAUGAAUGUUGCUCGCUUCAACUUCUCACAUGGAACUCAUGCUUACCACCAAGAAACUCUUGACAAUCUCAGGAUUGCCAUGAACAACACUGGCAUUCUCUGUGCUGUCAUGUUGGACACUAAGGGUCCAGAAAUUCGAACAGGGUUGCUGAAAGAUGGGCAAUCCAUAGAUCUUAAACAGGGUCAAGAGAUCACCAUCACCACUGACUAUACAAUUCUUGGUGAUGAGAACAUGAUCUCUAUGAGCUACAAAAGGUUGGCUGAGGAUGUGAAACCCCAAACUGAUAUCUUGUGUGCUGAUGGGAAAAUUACUUUAAGGGUUCUGGCUUGUGACAAGGAGCUCGGUUUGGUACAUUGUCGCUGUGAGAACUCUGCAGAGUUGGGUGAGAAGAAGAAUGUCAAUCUCCCUGGAGUAGUUGUUGAUCUGCCAACUCUAACAGAGAAGGACAAAGUUGAUAUCUUAGAGUGGGGAGUUCCGAAUAAGAUUGACAUGAUCGCGCUCUCUUUCGUGCGCAAAGGUUCAGACCUUGUUGAGGUCCGAAAAGUGUUGGGGGAGCAUGCAAAGAAUAUAAUGCUUAUGUCCAAGGUUGAGAAUCAAGAAGGGGUUGCAAAUUUCGAUGAAAUUCUUGCAAACUCGGAUGCAUUUAUGGUGGCAAGGGGUGACCUUGGAAUGGAAAUUCCAAUUGAGAAGAUAUUCUUAGCUCAGAAGUUGAUGAUAGAGAAGGCCAACAGACAAGGAAAGCCGGUGGUGACUGCUACUCAGAUGUUGGAGUCCAUGGUCAAAUCUCCUCGUCCCACCCGAGCUGAAGCCACUGAUGUUGCCAAUGCAGUCCUUGAUGGAACCGACUGCGUGAUGCUCAGCGGAGAAACUGCAGCCGGAGCCUAUCCUGAAAUUACAGUUCAAACCAUGGCCAAAAUCUGUGUUUCUGCAGAGGAUUCCAUAAACUAUGGGGAGCUCUUCAAGAGAAAGAUGGAUGCUGCACGAAUGCCUAUGACCCCAUUAGAGAGCUUGGCCUCCUCAGCAGUGCAGACGGCAAAUUGCACCAAGGCUGCUUUGAUUUUAGUCCUCACCAGAGGAGGAAGCACAGCGAAGCUUGUGGCUAAAUACAGGCCAAGCAUGCCAAUUUUGUCUGUGGUGGUGCCUGAGAUAACAACAGACACUUUUGAGUGGUCAUGCAGUGAUGCAGCUCCAGCAAGGCAUAGCCUCAUCUACAGGGGUGUUCUGCCUCUUCUCAGCUCUGGUUCCAUAAGAGCUUCUCAUGCUGAGUCCACAGAAGAGAGCAUACAGUCUGCCAUUCAAUAUGCAAAGGAAAAGGGUCUCUGCAAGCCUGGAGAUUCGGUUGUGGUUCUGCACCGUGUUAACACUGACAUGAUCAAGAUUUUGACUGUGAUGUGAGGAUUCUUAGGAAAA
Prunus dulcis (almond) is the source of this 3262-nucleotide messenger RNA. Its product is annotated as pyruvate kinase, cytosolic isozyme-like. The record is from RefSeq and is a predicted model, not a curated record. Gene Ontology annotation, cellular component: cytosol. Gene Ontology annotation, molecular function: magnesium ion binding; ADP binding; ATP binding. The transcript has 10 exons. Gene Ontology annotation, biological process: gluconeogenesis; glycolytic process. NCBI's taxonomy places the organism in Eukaryota, Viridiplantae, Streptophyta, Magnoliopsida, Rosales, Rosaceae. The coding region runs from base 383 to 3247 and encodes 954 amino acids.